AUGUAUAAUAAUUUUAAUGGAACGCUCGGCGCCAACACAAAAUUUGUGGACACCACAGCUCAGUAUGACGCAGUGCGAGCUUAUUUGAAGGAACUGGACAUCUCCAGCGCCGUUUGGGUCGGCCUCAUUAGGAGCAAUCCUGAUGGUGACUUCACAUGGACAGACUACAGAGGUUUAAGUGGCGAAGGAUAUUGGAGCUCAGCUCCAGAUUCGAGGACGGCACCGCUUUGUGCCGCGGCCGACCCUGCUUCUGACUACCGCUGGGAUGCGAGAGCGUGUGGAGGACCUUCCGUUGCUUCAUUUAUUUGUGAAUUACCAGUACCACAAUGGGCGCUGGGUAGUGAGGGGUGUAUGCUGAAAGCUCUACCGGCGCUGACUGUGCUGUAUCUACCAGAAAGUGCAGCUGUGCAGCUCACCACUGAUUGUGGUCUGGCGGGAGUUCGACGAGUUCAAUGUACAGGAAAUGUUAAAAGAGAAGAUCUACUCAAAGAUUUAUCGUGCUCUGAGGAUGAUACAUCAACUACUCUUUGGAAUGUUCACUUUACUGGAAAUGAUAUGGAAACAACUACAGGUCUCAUGUUCGAUGGAGACUCGGUGACGGGCGAAAAUAUAAUGACAGAGCAACAAGAAAUUCAGCAAAGUACUGUAAAAUCUUCAACAACGCAAACAUUUAAUUUGGUUACACAAAACGUACCAACAAAGCAAAAUCGACAAAAUUCGAUGUUCGAUAAAGUUCCAGAUUUGAAUAUAAUCGAAAACAACAACAUCUACAAUAAUAUACCCACCGGACCAUAUAAGACAGACUUUUCAAGUACUGAGUAUGCAAAUAAAUUAGAAGAUGAGAGACAUAUGCAUCACAAAUUAUUACACGAUGAGCUAGCCCGACUUGGGAAUUUCGAAAGUAUAUUUAAUCAAGCUACUGAUCAUUUCGUACCACCACUAGUAAUGGCAAAAGCUAAAUUAGGUAACGACAUGAAUGCUAUGUCUUUCGAAGAAAAGCUUGCUCAGGAGCACGAAGAUUAUGAAGAAAUGACGAAACAUUCAAAUGACAUGAAAUUAAUCAACAAAAACAAUGUAGUUACAACCCAAGUACCACAAUAUAAAACAACAGAUAAUAUUAUAAUUAAUACGCAGGAUCUAAUACAUGAAAAUAAGGAUAAAGAAAUUACGAAAAAAAUAGUACCAAAAAAAUACUUUUCUAAACAAACAAAGCCACUUGACGUUAAACGUAAAUCACUUCCUGUUAUAAACCUUAAAGCAUCAUUAGAUGACGAAAUUAACAUUACUCCUACUUCUUCAAUUACAACACCUCAUACAAAAGUUAUCACUCCUAAAUAUGACGUACAAAAUAAUACAGACAACGAUGAAAAAGAUGAAACCUCAAUUGAACUUACUGUAAUUAUUCGUGAACCUACAACAAAUUUAAAAGAUAUAGAGUAUAAUUUAUCAAAUGGUUCUGAUAUGAUAACAAAAUAUUCUCAUAAAGUUUUUAACUCUUCUGUAACAUAUAAUGAUCUUUCGGAACAUACAGUAUUGAUAACGAAACCUAAUUCCACAAUUGUAGGUAACGCAGAAAUAAUACAAGAGAUAAAUUCUUUAAAUGAUAGUUUUGUGGAAUCCAAUCCAUCGACAACAGACACUACCCAUCAUUCUUAUGAAGUAUUUAGCACGUCUGAACCAUAUAAAAACGAUUUUAAUCGUGAGGUUAUUCAGACAGAAGCUAAAAUUGAUAUCGUAAGUGGUAAAAGCAAGCAUGUAGUUGAAUCAAAACUAAAUCAAAUACUCGAUUUAGAAAAGUCAACAGAACAACCUAUUUUCAAAGAUGACAUAGAAAAUAAUAAUGUAACUACAGAGAGUUUCCUAGAUAUUAUUUCUCAUGUAACAAGUUUUGAUUCCAAUAAUAGUAAUGUUCUGAUUAACCAAACAAACCAUAUGUAUAUCAAUAAUAUGGUUACCUCUUCACCUGAAAGUAAUAUGACCGAAAAUCGUCAUAAUAUUAAUAACAGUUCACAUAAUAAUUAUACUUUGGUAUCCGAAGUUUUUGUAAUUAAUGUAACUCAGGAUGAAAUACCAAAUAUUAUUAUUAAUGGAAAUAUUACGGAAAUUAUAGAACCUUCUGAAAACUUGGAAAGCAAUAUUGAGCUGCAUUUGAGUAGUAAUUCCAGCGAAGAAGAAAUCGAUGACUUUCAAUCACCAUUAUUAUCCGGAGCGGAUGAUUCUGAAAUUCAUAAGCCAAUGCGCACCCGAAGGAUUCAAAAUGUUCAAAACCGCGGUAAAAAGUUUAAUCCAUUCCGCAUUUUAGGUUAG
Molecule: messenger RNA, 2307 nt
Organism: Pieris macdunnoughi
Lineage: Eukaryota; Metazoa; Arthropoda; Insecta; Lepidoptera; Pieridae
Source: the annotation of a GenBank genome assembly